AUGGGACUUACACAACCGGCCACGACAGGCCAAUCAUCAACCGAAGUGUCUUCCACCGACGACGUCGCUUAUGAACCGAAGCCGGAACCAAUCACUCACAGACCUCAGUCAAUACCAUCUGCCGAAGCACAACCCACAGAUGCUGCCAUCACGAUAGGACCUCCGCCGGAUGGCGGACUGAGGGCGUGGCUCCAGAUUGUCGCCGGCCACCUCGUCGUCUUCACCACCUGGGGUUACAUCAUCAGCUUCGGCAUCUUCCAACCAUACUACAUGCAAGAACUCAACCUAGAGCCCUCUUCCGUGUCCUGGAUCGGAAGCAUCCAGACGUGUCUGCUGUUCGUCAUCGGCACAUUCACCGGACGAGCGUUUGAUGCUGGAUACUUCAGGCCCUGUCUGAUAUCGGGUUUCUUCAUGCAGCUAGUCGGCAUCUUCACAACGAGCGUGGCGACGACGUACUGGCAGCUGUUUCUCUCGCAGGGACUGUGUCAGGGCCUGGGCUGCGGGCUCGUUUUUGCACCGACUAUUGCCAACAUGACGACGUACUUCUCUAAGAAGAGGACAUUGGCCCUGUCGGCGGCGGCUUGUGGUGGCGGAACUGGCGGCGUCAUCUUCCCCUUGAUUGCGCAGCAGCUGAUCCCCCAGGUUGGAUUCCGCUGGACGGUGCGAGCGAUGGGAUUGGUGGUUUUGGUGAGCAGUGUCAUUAUUGUCCUGCUGGUGCGGCCGAGGCUGCCUCCGCGAAAGGCCGGUCCUCUGGUUGACUGGGGCGCAUUCAAGGAGAUGACUUAUGUCCUGUUUGCCAUCAGCAUGUUCAUCACGCUCUGGGCCACCUACUUUGCGUACUUUUAUGCACGCGCGUUCUCCAUCGACCGGCUCGGCGGCUCUCAGGCAACGUCGUUCAACAUGCUCAUGAUCAUCAACGCUAUUGGCAUACCAGGGCGAUUGAUCCCGGCAUUUCUGGCCGACAGAUUCUUCGGAGCCGUGAACGUUUUCAUCCCCACGAUCCUCGCGGCAGCUGUCUGCAUCUUUGCGUGGUCGGGCGUCAACUCCAUCACGGGCGACUAUAUCUGGCGUGGCAUCGCUGACUGGGCCGCCACUGGCUGGGAAGCUGGUCGUGGUGGCUCAUGGAAGCUAUAUCGGGGCGCAGAUCUGGGGAGGAGUGUGCCUCGUCAUUGGCGCAUUGUUUCUCAUUGCGGCGAGGUGGGCGAGCAAGCGGGAGCUUGCGAGGGAGAAGCUGGAGGAGCAGUCGGGUAG
Trichoderma reesei QM6a is the source of this 1251-nucleotide messenger RNA. RefSeq lists its product as uncharacterized. The transcript is spliced from 3 exons. The record is from RefSeq and is a predicted model, not a curated record. Gene Ontology annotation, biological process: transmembrane transport. Gene Ontology annotation, cellular component: fungal-type vacuole membrane. NCBI's taxonomy places the organism in Eukaryota, Fungi, Ascomycota, Sordariomycetes, Hypocreales, Hypocreaceae. The coding region runs from base 1 to 1251 and encodes 416 amino acids. Gene Ontology annotation, molecular function: transmembrane transporter activity.